CUAUCACAAAUCUAAAGAGGCAACAACUCUUUUAUUAUUCUUAGAAAAAAACAAUAACUAACUAGUUUUUAAGCAAAUACAGGGACUACAGCUGUAUCACAGCUGUUGUUAUCAGACUGCUGCACAACUAAAAAUGCAGUGUUUAUUUUGAAGCCGUGAAUCGGCAUCUUCUGCCGCACAAGGGACAAAUGCAUAUUUUGAAGAUUUACAGUCCAAGGCAUAUUUUGAAGACUUCAGUCAAACUAAGCAAGCAUCUUCAUCAAUGCUUGGUUUAGAUUUAAGUUCUUUUCUGGUUGAAAUGCUUAGGUGUCUCCUGAUUCAACUCGCGUGCGUUCCAUGGAGAAAAUACAACACAGGCAUGUUGAUGUCAAAGGACUCAAAUUACAUGUUGCUGAAAUCGGCUCAGGUCCAGAUGUGCUGCUGUUGCGUGGAUUUCCUGAAAUCUGGUAUUCUUGGCGUUAUCAGAUGCUUGCGUUGGCAGAUUCAGGGUUUCAUGCAAUAGCUCCUGAUUUCAGAGGCUAUGGACUCUCUGAUCAGCCUUCUGAAAUUGAGAAGGCCGGCUUUGUAGAUCUUGUGGAAGACCUGAUUGGUAUUCUUGAUGCCUUCAGUAUUCAAAAAGUAUUUGUUGUGGGUAAGGACUUUGGAGCAAUGGUUGCAUAUUAUCUGGACCUUCUACACCCUCAUCGAUUGAGAGGAAUGGUAAUGAUGGGUGUACCUUAUACGAGACCAGGUCCACAAUCCUUUGCGAUGGACAAGUUUCCUCGAGGCUUUUAUAUCAGACAAUGGCAGGAGCCUGGAAGGGGUUUGGCAGAUUUUGGGCAUUUUGAUUUAAAAACUGUGGUAAGGAAUAUAUACACACUUUUCUCAAGAAGUGAACUGCCAGUGGCAGAGGAGGGCAAAGAGAUCAUGGACCUUUACGACCCUGCAACUCCCUUGCCUGCUUGGUUUACUGAAGAUGACCUCAAAAUGUACUCAAGCCUGUAUGAGAAAUCAGGAUUUGCUUUCCCUUUGCAAGUUCCUUACAUGGCUAUGAAAAGGAACUGGGGGAAAUUGGGGGAAAUAACAGAUUAUACUAUUCAAGCUCCCACCCUUCUGAUCAUGGGUAAUAAGGAUAUUGUUCUAAAACUUGAAGGUGUGGAGUCUUAUAUUAAUCAGGGAAUGCUCAAGGAUGAUGUGCCCAAUCUGGAGAUCAAAUUCUUUCCUGAAGGAAGCCAUUUUGUUCAGGAGCAGUUCCCUGAGGAGGUGAAUAAGAUUACCAUUGAUUUUCUUAAGAAGCAACUGCUAUCAUAAAUUCUGUAUCGUCUUAUAAAUUUUAUCGUGGACUGAUCAUGGUGUUAGUUGGGAAGAUGCUAGUUAUAAUUUAAAUAAUCAAAUAUCAGAGCUUGAGUAUGCCUGAUUUAUGUUUACUCCAUGGUAGAAGUAAUAGGGCAAGGGGUUAUGUUGUACUUAUUGAAUAAUAACUCUAUGUAAGGUGUCUUUAAACACCACUUCAACAUCAAGGGGAGUAGAGUGUUCAAGAAUUUUCUCUUGUCUCCUGAUUUUCCAUUGAAGA
Cryptomeria japonica (Japanese cedar) is the source of this 1552-nucleotide messenger RNA. RefSeq lists its product as uncharacterized. Gene Ontology annotation, molecular function: hydrolase activity. Bases 337 to 1290 code for a protein of 317 amino acids. The record is from RefSeq and is a predicted model, not a curated record. NCBI's taxonomy places the organism in Eukaryota, Viridiplantae, Streptophyta, Pinopsida, Cupressales, Cupressaceae. The transcript is spliced from 5 exons.